UUGUGUGUCAAGCUGUUUGUCGGAGUUUAAAUGAACAAAUGCAUGGCUGUGCCAUAGAAAGGACUACACUGAGCUGAUAUCCUGCUAGCUAUCUUAUUACAACCUUUUGGAUUUGUAAACUCCUUGUAAGAAGGAGCAACAGACAUAUUUGUGAUGUAGGGAUUCUGAUAAAGAACAGAAGAAACAAAGAUACAUUUAUGCAACUUUAGUGCUGUGAAGAAACAAAAAACAACCAAACAUUGAGGGAGAAAACCUGCACAGCUAUCAGCAUGAGUUCUGACAAUGAAGUUAGCAUAUCAAACAGUGUGGUGAAUGGAGUAACACCCAGCUACAACAUGCAGGAUAAAGCAGCAGAUGGGUCUUCAGUGAGUUCUCGCUCACUUUCAGCUAUUCAUAUCAUUCAAGUGAAGGCAGUGCAAAGUUUUCCUGAUUUUGUGCCACUUCCAGAUGUGGAUUCUGCAAAAGUAUGCACAGGAAAGGGAGCCGUGACCCUCCGACCAUUCACACAACAAAGGGAAAUACAGAAAAGCAGAUCUACCCUAGAUAUUGAGUUGACACCUUGCGACUUGCCAGCUGAAGGAGAGGCAGAUGACAGGCCUGCUUCAGUAGCUGAAUCUAAUGGGGAUUCUCAUCACUCUUCUCUGACUGCCAAAGGAUUCCGGAGUGUCCGCCCUAAUCUUCCUGCUGACAGCAAAAUUCAGAAAGUGGUCCCUCCUCCAAUCCCCCCUCCUCCCAAAGAGGAGAGCUUUGCAUGGCGCCCACAUACUAACACCAAACUGUCUUACUUGAAACCGGUGCCUAUCCUGGAUGGGCUUUACCUAAGCGCUCCAAAGCCUUACACACCGCAUGUUUCUAGCACACCACGCCACUCUACCAUGUGUACUCCCACUGCUAUCCAGUGCAUCUCUGGAGAUCACACAACCAUCCUGGGCUGUCCUAUGCACAGAGCAGAGCAUGCUGAUAGUUAUUUGCAAUCCAGCACAUCACCUAAACACCAGGCUAGUGAGUCUAGCAGUACAGAAAGAAGCGUUGCUGGAAUGAAUUUGAGUCAUGAGCCCAAAGCCGAUAAAAAGGUCAGCAGUCUAUAUGUAGCUUGUUUAUCUAACAACACUGGCUCAGCUGCAUCUGAAAAUCCUACCGGCGCUGCACAUGAUAAAACCGAGAGUGCUGAAUUGGGAUCUGAUGUAACUAAAUCACCAGCCACAAACAUUGUUCCUUCGAUAAUAGACACCGGAAAAUCCCCACCUCCCAUCCCUCCAAGGCCAUUCUUUGACCCUGUCCCAAGUAAAGAUUCUAUUAGCUGCAGUGAAAUAGAUACUUUCUGGAGUCAAUGCCCUCUACAUCAAGAUAUGGGACGCACAGAGCCAGAUAGACAGCAUCCUGCUGGCCGUGUCAACAUGACUGCAAAGGAGCCCUUCUUUCCAUCAAAGCAAAAACAAGCCCCCAGGGUACAGAGAUUCCGUGGCAUGGAUGCCACUUCAGUCACAGCUCAGCCUGAGGUUAUAGUAGUCCCACUCAUCCAGGUUAAAGUUGAAAGAGAGCAAGAAGGCACUUCGAGCACUCCACCACCACCUCUUGUACCCGCUGGCAAACUCUCAGCCUCCCCAGAACUUGUCACCUCUAACUUGGCUUUUCCGACACUUGAUGAUUUUAUUCCCCCUCAUCUGCAAAAGGGAUCACACGAUAGACCCAACUCUCCCAGUUAUUCUAUUCCAAACAAUCUACCACCUUGCUCUCCACCACCUUCACUGGUGCCAUCGGAAUACUCACACAGAGUCUCGAAACUUGAUAGCAGUGACGCCAUCUUACCCACAGAGCCUGUGUUUGACGAAGUUCCAGCUCACGUUGUAAACAAUGAUAAACCGUAUUCAUUUGUACCAACAAGCAAACACUCGGUGUACCCAUCCACUACCACAGUAAAUCCUACCAUAGUACUUUUGCAGCAUAAUCGUGAGCAGCAAAAACGUCUUAGUAGCUUGCCAGAUCCUGUGCUGGAUGGCUCUACCAAUGGAAAAACAGAGCCAGUAAUUGUGCCGGAGAGAAAGCGACUAGAGAAUAAUCCCCCUAUGCAGAGAGCAGCCAUGGACAGUACAAAGAGAGAAGCCCGUUCUCUUCAUUACACAGGAGAUAUGUCAGCAGAAGACAUAGGCAUUCCUCUCCGGAACACGGAGAGAUCAAAGGACUGGUACAAGACCAUGUUCAAGCAGAUCCAUAAGUUAAACAGAGAUUCUACUGAAGAAAACCCUUAUACUCCAACAUACACAUUUCCUGAACUACCUGAGGUCAAGCCUAAAACAGAAGAAUUCAAUCCCUACACUCCCACCUACCAGUUUCCUGUAUCUACUCCUAGCCCUAGCUCCGAAGAUGAUGAUUUGGAUUCCUAUCCAAACUAUGGGCGACACUCUUAUAUAGAAGAUGGAAAAUCACAGCCCUCAGUGCCACGUUCCAGGAGUGAGAUGGAUCAUAUCGACGUGGAGAAUAAUGUCCGCAGGUCUGUCACCUUACCUCUCCCAACCCGCACCUCCUCCCUCAAGCCAAGCCAUGAAAGGAAUGAUUGGGAUCCCCCAGACAAGAAGGUUGACACCAGAAAAUACCGUGCGGAGCCAAGAAGCAUUCAUGAGUACCAGCCUGGGAAAUCCUCAGCACUCGUCAAUGAGAAGAUGACUCGGGAUAAAAGCUCAGAAGAGAUAGAUUUAAAGAAUGAGCCUUGGUAUAAAUUCUUUUCCGAGUUGGAAUUUGGGAAACCGCCUCCAAAAAAGAUAUGGGAUUAUACUCCGGGGGAUUGCUCUAUCCUCAAAGUAGAGGAUAGGAAGACUGAGCUAGAAAAAGACCUCAAUCAGUACGAGUCUGAGUUAGAGGCAGAUUUAGAGAGAAUGGACAAGUUUUAUAAAGCCACUAAUAAAAGGAACGCAGCUGUGAGCCGCCCAGACGAUCUUCCAUCUUACUCUUAUACACCUAGUUACCAUUACGGCCAAGAGAUAGAGACUUCACCAGAGCCCCCACUGUCCGAGAAUGAGAGGCAGAUCUACAAGAAUGUGUUAGAAGGAGGAGACAUCCCAUUUCAGGGACUGAGCAACUUCAACAGACGUCCAUCCAGCUCUGCUUCCAAUAAAGAUUCUGAAUCUCCAAGACAUUUUACACCUCUUGAAUACAUGGAUCAUCCAGAAGAGUUAGUACGCAGGCGUUAUGACAGCAAAGAGAAACUUUUAGAGGAUCAGCGGAGACUUAAACGUGAGCAAGAAGAAGCUGAUAUUGCUGCUAGGAGGCACACUGGGAUUGUCUCAUCACACCACCAGUUUAUCACUAAUGAGCGGUUUGGAGACCUCCUCAAUAUAGACGAUUCAUCAAAGAGGAGAUCUCGGUCUGAGAUGACACAAGCCAGAGCAAAGUUUGAUUUCAAAGCACAGUCUCCAAAGGAGUUGUCACUCCAGAAAGGAGAUGUAGUUUACAUUUACAAACAAGUAGAUCAGAACUGGUUUGAAGGAGAACAUCAUGGAAGGAUGGGAAUCUUUCCUAUUUCAUAUAUUGAGAUGUUGCCACAAACUGAGAAAGUACAGCCACGGAAGGCUUCACCAGUGCAAGUUUUGGAAUACGGUGAUGCUGCUGCCAAGUUCAGCUUUAAUGGGGAUACAGCUGUGGAAAUGUCAUUUAAGAAGGGGGAAAGGAUAACACUGAUUCGCAGAGUGGAUGAAAACUGGUAUGAAGGGAAGAUAUCUGGUACCGGCCGCCAAGGUAUAUUUCCAAUAACAUAUGUAGAUGUACUCAAGAGGCCGCGUGUGAAGAACGCACCAGAUUACAUGGACCUUCCAUUAACAUAUUCACCAAACAGAAGCACAAGUGCGUCCCCACAGCCUUGCAGAUCUGAUGAUGAACAAACACUGACAUCUAAAAGUCCAGUAAUGCUUACAGACUCCCCGGUUAAUACCCUGAAAUCAAAUUCUGUUGUGCAGCCCCAGCAUAUACUGAGCACAGGACCAGAGCUCACAGAAUCUGAAAAGAGCUAUGUGCAACCUCAAGCACAGCAAAGAAGAGAAAGCAUAGAGAGGAGUCAGACGCCACAGGACACGUUUAGCUUUCAGGCCUUGUACAGCUACUUACCACAGAAUGAAGAUGAGUUGGAGCUCAGAGAUGGAGACAUUGUUGAUGUCAUGGAAAAAUGCGAUGACGGGUGGUUUGUAGGUACAUCAAGAAGAACAAAACUGUUUGGCACGUUCCCCGGCAAUUAUGUCAAGCCAUUGUAUUACUAAAGACGAUACAGCACGCAGCUACAGAAUUAUUAAGCUAUACUUAUAAAGAAACCGGCUUAUGGUAUUAUGCUAUGUGAAGGCAUUUGCUGAAUGUAUUCAUUAAGGUUCUACACAAACAAGGUUUACAUGUGUCAGUACUGUGUUCAACUCUAUAUUUCUAAUAUGAGACAAUGAAGAGUUAUUCCCGCUAGUCAAUCUGUUGUUACUAAGUUGCCUUAAUGUUCUGUUAUUUUAAUGAGGAGUCUUUCCUUUUCAUACCUAUUUUUGAAAGUGUACCUGUCUCCUGCAUACAGAGAAGCCAUUUGCUGAGCUGAAAUGAUACUAAUGGAAUAAUAGGUGGGAUGUGCUCUUGCCUGUUUCUGUUGAAUUGAAGAACCAAUGUUUGGUCACCCUAGGUCCAUCGCUACCACGCGGCAAGGUGAAAACCUGUCCUUAAACAUUGCCCUCCAGAGGCAACAAUGGGGCAGGCUUCUCACCUUACCUCCUGGUCCCUAAGUUUCUACCUAUUGCUGGGCACAAUGAGGAAUGCAGU
This is a messenger RNA of Nanorana parkeri, 4779 nucleotides long. It is a transcript of the gene SORBS1, whose product is annotated as sorbin and SH3 domain containing 1. The transcript has 35 exons. The record is from RefSeq and is a predicted model, not a curated record. Gene Ontology annotation, molecular function: protein binding. NCBI's taxonomy places the organism in Eukaryota, Metazoa, Chordata, Amphibia, Anura, Dicroglossidae. Gene Ontology annotation, biological process: cell-substrate adhesion. Gene Ontology annotation, cellular component: cytoplasm; nucleus; cell-substrate junction. Bases 270 to 4247 code for a protein of 1325 amino acids.